This is a messenger RNA of Aspergillus novofumigatus IBT 16806, 1026 nucleotides long. Its product is annotated as autophagy-related protein 101. Bases 121 to 723 code for a protein of 200 amino acids. The transcript is spliced from 4 exons. Gene Ontology annotation, biological process: autophagosome assembly; autophagy. NCBI's taxonomy places the organism in Eukaryota, Fungi, Ascomycota, Eurotiomycetes, Eurotiales, Aspergillaceae. Gene Ontology annotation, cellular component: phagophore assembly site. The record is from RefSeq and is a predicted model, not a curated record.
UGCGCUUCUUUCCCCCACGUCCAAGUCAUUGAAUCGGGACUGGUUUCCGCGCACAGAAGCAAGGCAGUAUCGGUAGUGCUGAGACAUCUCUCUCCUCGAUACCGUACAACCUCUGCGAGGAUGGAGCCCCGCAGGACCCCUCCAGAGUAUUUCCUGGAGAUCUUCGCAGACACAACCACCGUGAGAGAUGUAUUAAAAGGCGUCCUCAACCUCAUCUUCUUCCACCGUUACUUCCCAUCAAUUCGACCGACAACAUUCGACGUCCUUGACUUCACCCUCCCCGCCAUCGACGAUGUUGAGCUCGAAACCCUGAUCGAAUCCCGCAUCAGCGCCCUAGUCCGCCAACACACAUCUGCUACCAGCACCCAUGAAGGCGGCGGCGGCGUACGCGGUCGCAUCGCGGUCGAGUUCUACGAGAAGAAGCGCAAACGCUCCGGGGCGUGGUUCAGCGGGCUAGCGGGCAAGGGAGAAGAAGAGGUAUGCUGGGAAGUGUGGAAUCUAGACGUGACGAUCGCCACGCCGCGGACGGAAUCAGAACGCGCCAAAGUCCGCAAGGCGAUGGAGAACAUGCUCCAAAAGGCCGCCCUGAAGAUCCUCGCCGUCGUCAACCGGGAUAAAGAUCACAUUCCGCCGAUCACCACCAGCGACUCUAAUCCCUUCCCCUAUCGAAUCGUUCUGAAUCCGCGCUCGGACGGCUGGCAGAACCGGUUCGGCUUGUACUAAGACACUGCAUCGAGUUGGCCUCCUUAUCGCCAGAUCUCCAUGCAGGUAUCCGCUGGUCUACGGCACCUGCGUGGUUCAAGAUCGACUCUCCUAAUAGAUCGUCGCGCCGCGCCUGGAGUUGCGGAGUGGGUUGGAUGAUAUUUUUCUUUUGCGGCUGGUCGUUUCGGAUAUAAAUGUACAUCACCUACGUCAUCGCGACACUAGGGUCAUUUUUGCGAAAGCCAUAUGAAGGCAUCAUUGGACCUUACGGAUGAACGCAAAGGCCGGUAUGAGGAAUGGCUAAAGAUACUGCUCAAUUACCCA